CUUUUCUGGCUUUUCUGGUUUCUCCAAGAUACCUUACCUUCCAGCCUUGCCUUCUGAGAUACAACGCCAUCUUCGUCCACCACAGCCAGUACUCUGACGAGAUUCAGCCAAGAAAAGAGCAAAAGGAAAGCUGGCGUCGGACAACAACUGCAGCAUCUCCAAUCACGACCAGGCCACCGGAUCUUCCCACCUCAUCCUGUACUUCCCCAGGUGAACUACUGCAGCCAGCCCACCGUCCACAGCUUCCGCAGACCGCAGACCGCAGACCGCAGACCACAGGCGCUGUGCAGAUCGAAGCCUUGCCUCAUCGGGUGCGACUUACACCACGCACCACCACCACCUACCACGCGCUGCGCAACGUCAACCUCCUCCGACUCCCCAACUCUUGCUCCUCCUUCUCCUUCUUCCUUCCCAUCUUCCUUCUCCUCUUUCCGCUCUCAUAUUACAACUAUCGCAGCAUCGCCUUGCUCAAACUCGACUCAGCCUCCCUUUGCGCGAAGUAGCACGCAGUAGCGACCAGAUAGAAUUCAAUAACCCGCCAGGCCAAAUACGAGGCCCCCUCCCUUUACGGAUACUGCCUGCCUGUCACUUUUGCACCCGCAGCUGCGCCUACGCCCGCGCCUGCCACCACAACCUUGAACCAACCACCCCCCCGCCCAUCCCGGCACCUUCAGUCCGGGGCAACUUGGCACCAACACCCAGCCAGCACCCAGCACUCAGCACGAGCGCAAGCACCGCCAGCCUGUGCACGAGCAGAAGAAAGGCAGCCACGGCACACUCGGUGCCAUCCAUCGUCAUUCUGUCCUGUCCUGUUCAUUCAUCUUCUCUUCUUCAACAUACCGAGCGACAUAAUCAACUUUACAUACCAAAUUCCGAGUCUCGACGCUUGUUAUCGCUAGUCGCGCCUCUGCAUUUCAUCCGCUAGCCGUCCACCAUAGUCGCAUCCAAUCCCAUUCCAUUUACAUACACCCAAACCGCACCUCUUCCUCCCCACCACGGCCUUCACUAUGUUCGGAAUCCAGCAUCACCCAGACCUAACUCGGAAGAGAGGACGUGACGACGAGGAGGACAUGCACAAUGGCACUCUGAGCUUUGGUGAACACAGAAACAAACGCCUUCAGUGCCUACCCCUCCGAACAUCGCCGACCUCCUCGAAGCGCUGGUCGACGCCCGUUAUACCGCUCAAUGCCGCUCCUUGCACUCUGACACCGGGCGACUCGGACUCGGAGGAACAGCCCAGGUCACACUUCUCGCCAUGGUCGUCAUCACCCGCGCCCAUGUCUUGCCAGCCCUCGCCUUUUGGUCCGACUGAGCCCGAUCGUGACAUGGACAUGAUGGACACAAUGUCGCCGCCGCCUGUUCCGCAGCAGCAUAUCCAGUCGGACCAGCCCGCCUCUGUCAACGGCCGUAUGCCCACCCCGAUUCAGCCAAACUUUGCCUCCCAAUUCAUGAAUGGCGGCUCCUCAGCGCGCGACUGGCGUGGCCCGGGUCCCGCGGUCAGCCAUCGUACCGGCGUGGUGAAUAUGGGCCACAUGCACGCCGGCUUCGGCAGCGACGAGUCCCGCUCCAUUCCUCGUACCAUGGAAGGCACCGAUGAUUGGCACGCCAUCCAGAAUCGCCGUCUGCCGUCGCCUAUUAGUGAAGGCGAGGACUCGGCGAGCCAUCUGGGCAGCGGAAGCCUGAGUCCCCCAGGAAUGGUCCUCGACAACGGUUUCCCGUCCAACCUGACUGCCCGCUUAGAACAGUCGUCUCUCAACGGACACGAUCAUCACGAUAUGGGUAUGAUGGAUGUGGAGGACCACUCACACAUGAUGAGUGAUGAUCCCGUCACCACCACCAUUGACGCCGCUCCCCUUGAAACGACAUCAGCACCGGCAACACCCUCGCCUGGACGCAAGGGACACAUUCGAUCUAGGCACACUGUCAACUCGUGGACUUGGCAGCCUGGCAUGAAGAAGAGCUUCAGCAUCGGUUACCGUGCUGAUUGCGAAAAGUGCCGCCUCAAGGUGCCGGGCCACUUUAAUCACAUUGUUGUCUCAUAGAACGGGCAAGAAAUCGUUUUGCCUGACGUUUUGGCGUUGCAGAUGUUUCCCAAACGGAACAGGCAUCGCCCUAGAGAAGAACAAAAACGGAGAGAGUUUGACGAAAGGUGCUUUGAAGAAUUACAAGAUCGACAAGCGAUUGCAUUGAUCCAAUCAGGAUGGUGUGUUCCGGUCGAGUAGGCACGGGAAACAUGAUUUCGGGACGGGGGUUUUCAGAGACAUGGGAGUCUCGGCCGGCGGUAAUACCACAUUUAGCGCACAUAUUUAACACUCGCUCGGGGCUUGUUGGGCAAGCUCUGUUUUCACGGUUCAUAGGUUACCGGUAUGCAUUAUUUGGGAUUGGGGAGUCGACUGGCCCGGCGUGGCAGUUUGAGACUCGGCGGAAGCCUGCAUUCUUGAAGCGUUUUCGCGGCUGUACAUAAUACCGGUCCAAAGGACAUAAUCAAGCGGCGAAAGUACGCCGGCACUGUUCA
This is a messenger RNA of Colletotrichum scovillei, 2515 nucleotides long. RefSeq lists its product as uncharacterized. The transcript has 2 exons. The record is from RefSeq and is a predicted model, not a curated record. The coding region runs from base 1008 to 2042 and encodes 344 amino acids. NCBI's taxonomy places the organism in Eukaryota, Fungi, Ascomycota, Sordariomycetes, Glomerellales, Glomerellaceae.